AUGCAUGGCCCUCAAACUGGAACAUCAGCUCCCCACCGGGUCUCCAGCUGCAUGGUCUUAAACUGGAACAUCAGCUCCCCACAGGGUCUUCAGCUGCACGGCCCUCAAAUUGCAACAUCAGUUCCCCCCCGGGUCUCCAGCUGCACCACCUCAAACUGCAACAUCAGCUCCCUGCUGGGUCUCCAGCAGCACGGCCCUCAACCUGGAACAUCAGCUCACCCCACCGGGUCUUCAGCUCCACGGCCCUCAACUUGCAACACUGGCUCCCCACCGGGUCUCCAGAUGCACAGCCCUCAAACUGGAACAUCAGCUCCACCCCAGGUAUCCAGCUUCACGGCCCUCAAACUAGAACAUCAGCUCCCCGCCAGAUCUCCAGCUGCACGGCUCUCAAACAGGAACAUCAGCUCCCCACAGGGUCUCCAGCUGCAUGGCUCUCAAACAGGAACAUCAGCUCCCCACAGGGUAUCCAGCUGCACGGCCCUCAAACUGCAACAUCAGUUCCCCCCUGGGUCUCCAGCUGCACCACCUCAAGCUGGAACAUCAGCUUCUGCCCCGGGUCUCCAGCUCCACGGCCCUCAACCUGCAACACUGGCUCCCCACCGGGUCUCCAGAUGCUCGGCCCUCAAACUGGAACAUCAAAUCCCCACCGGGUAUCCAGCUGCACGGCCCUCAAACUGGAACAUCAUCUCCCCACCGCGUCUCCAGCUGCAUGGCCCUCAAAUUGCAACAUCAGCUCCCAGCAGAGUCUCCAGCUGCACGGCCAUCAAACUGGAACAUCAGCUCCCCCGCGGGUCUCCAGAUGCACAGACCUCAAACUUGAACAUCAGCUCCUCGCCGGGUCAUCAAUUGCACGGCCCUCAAACUGGAACAUCAGCUCCACCCCUGGGUCUCCAGCAGCACGGCCCUACAACUGGAACAUCAGCUUCCCCCUGGGUCUCCAGCUGCACAGCCCUCAAACUGGAACAUCUGCUCCCCACCGGGUCUCCAGCUUCACGGCCCUCAAACUGGAAUUUCAGCUCCCCACCGGGUCUCCAGCUGCACGGCCCUCAAACUGGAACAUCAGCUCGCCGCCAGAUUCAAACUGUUCCAGUUUGAGGGCUGUGCAGCUGGAGACCCAGUGGGGAGCUGAUGUUCCAGUCUGAGGGCCGUGCAGCUGGAUACCCAGUGGGGAGCUGAAGUUCCAGUUUGAGGGCCGUGAAGCUGGAGACCCGGUGGGGAGCUGAUGUUCCAGUUUGAGGGCCUUGCAGCUGGAGACUUGGGGGUUGCCGAUGUUGCAGUUUCACGGCCAUGCAGCUGGAGACCCGGGUGGGAAGCGAUGUUCCAGUUUCGGAGCCAUGCAGCUGGAGGCACUGUGGGGAGCAGAUGUUCCAGUUUCAUCUUCCUCCCUGGGUCUCCAGGUGCACGGCCAUCACACUGGAACAUCAGCUCCCCAGCCCUCAAACCGGAACAACAGCUCCCCGCCAGAUCUCCAGCCACACAGCCCUCAACAUCAGCUCCUCCUCGAGUCCUCAGCUGCACAACCCACAAGUUAGAACAUCAGCUUCUCCCCAAGUCUUCAGCUGUGCGACCCUCAAUCUAGAACAUCAGUUCUUCUCUGGGUCUGUAGCUGCAAGACCCUGAGGCUACAUCAGCUUCUCUCCGGGUCUGCAGCUGCAAGACCAUCAAACUACAACAUCAGCUUCCCUCCAGGUCUCCAGUUCCAUGACCAUAAAUCUAGAACAUCAGCUCCUCCCUGAGUCUCCAGCUGAAAGAACCUCAACGCCAACAAUAUCAGCUCCUCCCUGAGUCCUCAACUACACGACCCCCAAACUACAACAUAAGCUCCUCCCCGAGUCUUCAGCUGCAUGACCCACAAUUUAGAACAUCAGCUUCUCUCCAGGUCUGCAGCUGCAAGAAUCUAAAACUAGAACAUCAGCUCCUCCCUGGGUCUGCAGCUGGAAGAUCCACUAACUAGAACAUCAGCUCCUGUCCGGGUCUCCAGCUCCAUGAUGCUCAAUCAUGAUUAUCAGCUCCUCCGUGACUCUCUAGCUGAAAGACCUUCAACGCAAACAACAUCAGCUCGGGCCUGAGUCCUCAACUGCAUGACCCUCAAACUACAACAUCAGCUCCUCUCCGAGCCUUCAUCUGCACGACUCUCAAACUAAAACAUCAGAUCCUCCCCAAGUCUUCAGCUGCAUGACCCUCAAUCUAGAACAUCAGCUCCUCUGCGGGUCUACAGCUGCAAGAACGGAAAACUAAAACAUCAGCUUCUCCCUGGGUAUGCAUCUGGAAGAUCCACUAACUAGAACAUCAGCUUCUGCCCAGGUAUCCAGCUCCAUCACCCUCAAUCAAGAUUAUCAGCUCCUCCCUGAGUCUCCAGCUGAAAGACCCUCAACACAAACAAUAUCAGCUCCUCCCUGAGUCCUCAACUGCACGACCCUCAGACUACAACAUCAGCUCCUCCCCGAGUCUUCAGCUGCAUGACGCUCAAUCUAGAACAUCAGCUCCUCUGCCGGUCUGCAGCUGCAAGAAUGGAAAAUUAAAACAUCAGUUCCUCCCUGGGUCUGCAUCUGGAAGAUCCACUAACUAGAACAUCAGCUCUUGUCUGGGUCUCCAGCUCCAUGACCCUCAAUCAACAUUAUCAGCUCCUCCAGCUGAAACACCCUCAGAGCCAACAAUAUCAGCUCCUCCCUGAGUCCUCAACUACACGACCCUCAAACUAAAACAUCAGCUCCUCCACGAGCCUUCAGCUACAUGAUCCUCAAUUUAGAACAUCAGCUCCUCUCCGGGUUGGCAGCUGAAAGAACCAAACAGAAGAAAAUCAGCUCCUCUCUGGAUCUACAACUGGAAGAUCCACUAACUAGAAGAUCAGCUCCUGUCUGGGUCUCCAGAUCCAUGACCCUCAAUCAAGAUUACCAGCCCCUCCCUGAGUCUCCAGCUAAAAGACCUUUAACUCGAACAAAAUCAGCCCCUCCCCGAGUUCUCAACUGCAUGACCCUCAAACGACAACAUCAGCUCCGCCCCGAGUUUACAACUGCACGACUCUCAAACUAAAACAUCAGUUCCUCUCCGAGUCUUCAGCUGCAUGACCCUCAAUCUAGAACAUCAGCUCCUCUCCGGGUCUCCAGCUGCAAGAACCUAAAACUAGAACAUCAGCCCCUCUCUGGGUCUGCAGCUGGAAGAUCCACUAACUAGAACAUAAGCUCCUGUCCUGCUCUCCAGCUCCAUGACCCUCAAUCAAGAUUACCAGCUCCUCCGUGAGUCUCCAGCUCAAAGACCUUCAACGCGAACAACAUCACCUCCUACUCGAGUCCGCAACUGCACGACCCUCAAACUGCAACAUCAGCUACUCCCCGAUCUUCAGCUGCAUGACCCUCAAUCUAGAACAUCAGCUCCUCUCUGGGUCUGCAGCUGUAAGGACCUAAAACUAGAAAAUCAGCUCCU
Messenger RNA from Pongo pygmaeus (Bornean orangutan), 3423 nucleotides. Its product is annotated as mucin-2-like. The coding region runs from base 1 to 1095 and encodes 364 amino acids. The transcript has a single exon. The record is from RefSeq and is a predicted model, not a curated record. Lineage: Eukaryota; Metazoa; Chordata; Mammalia; Primates; Hominidae.